AUCAGCUAGAAAGUGCACCAGAAAAGCGAUAGAAACCAAAAGGUUGUCUGCAAGAAUUUUCGUGAAGGGACGGAUCGACCACUGGAAUCGACUGAAGGAUGAAACGGGUGUGAAAUCUGACGAAGAAUUUGCAUCGCUUGUCUUGGAUUGACAGAGGGGCCAAAAUGGACGUUUUCAUGAAGGGGCUUUCUAAAGCUAAAGAAGGCAUGGCGGUGGCCGCGGAAAAAACCAAGGAAGGCGUGGCGGUGGCAGCGGAGAAGACCAAGGAAGGCGUCAUGUUCGUGGGCAGCAAGACCAAAGACAGUGUGGCUACGGUGGCUGAGAAGACGAAGGAGCAGGCAUCUCAGCUCGGGGGCGUGGUCCUGUCCGGAGCCGGAAACAUCGCCGCUGCCACCGGCCUCAUGAAGAAGGACGAGUUUCCCUCUGACAUGAACACUGAGGAGUUUGGUCAGGAGGCCACUGAGGAGCAGAUGGGGGAGGCGAUGGUGGAUCCAGAAGGAGAAGCAUACGAGGCUAAUCAGCAGGAGCAGAACCAGGACUACGAACCUGAAGCAUAGAGUGACCGUUCCAACUUCAGCGUCAACCAGCAGCACAAUAAUGUUUCUAUCAAUACGAAGGGCAAAUGCUGAACUCAUCCCAAUAAACAAAACAAAAAAAGAUAGUUAUUCCUGCAGAAACAUGUUCUUCCUAUCAGAUCUCUCUAUAAAUAUAUAAAUAUAAAUAAAUAUAAAUAUACUUUUAUGAUGAUCUAUUGUAAAUGUCCUGUAGCGUGGUGAGUACAGUUUUCUUUAUUGACUGCAGGGCAGAGCCUCGUCUCGUUUCCUUGAUUCCCUCCCAAUGAAACGCGGCCCACUCGCCCUUUGUGGCUCUUUGUGCCUGUGGAUAUGUGUUUCUAUUUGUGUAAUAGAUGUUUAUGAUCUUCCAAUGCCAUAUUGGGGGUGAAUGGAAAUACAUACAUACAUAUAUAUAUAUUUGGGUAUACAUAUAAAUAUAUAAAUAUAUAUAUUAUGUAGAGCUAUGUAUGAUGCCUGUA
Molecule: messenger RNA, 1033 nt
Organism: Neoarius graeffei (lesser salmon catfish)
Lineage: Eukaryota; Metazoa; Chordata; Actinopteri; Siluriformes; Ariidae
Gene: sncb
Product: synuclein, beta
Exons: 6
Coding region: 165-557 (130 amino acids)
Biological process (GO): synaptic vesicle endocytosis; synapse organization; chemical synaptic transmission
Cellular component (GO): cytoplasm; axon terminus; neuronal cell body
Molecular function (GO): cuprous ion binding
Source: RefSeq, a predicted model, not a curated record